AUGGACUUUUGUAUCCUGGUAGAUCCACGUAAAGAUGUGAGCCGCUUACGGUCUGCAGGUUUGUUGCGAGAAAGUUUAGAACGGAGUCAUGUCUCCACGUGAAUCGUUCUGGAUACGAUUGGCAACCAGCCUGCUACUACUGAAUAAUGAGCAAUGAGCAAUGAACAAUGAGCAAAGAGCAAUGAGCAAUGAGCAAUGAAUAAUGAAUAAUGAAUAAUAAUAAACGUGGCUAAACAAUUGAAUUUUUACAUAGGAUGAAAGAACAGUUAUUUAGCUUUACAAUGAUACUCUUUUUAAAUCGUAACGAUGAGAAAUGGCCACAUACUCAAAUAAAAAUAAGAAUUUCCGGUCGAAAUCACAUUCUUCCACCGUUGGGAAGAUUGUAUGGAAAACGAAACAUCGACAAUUCCCAAGCUACAGGGAAUUAGAAUUGAAUGUUAAAAUAUCUAAAAUAAACUCAACUCGUCAAUCUUCAUCUUAGUGAGACAAUAAGAACGUCCGUUAAACAUGGUUCAAUUAACCACUGAAUAGAAAACAUUCGUAAUCAAAAGUUCUACCAAACAAUAUAGCUUGCAGCAGACUCGCGUUGCUUUUGGAUUGAUUUAUGCACUUUGCAUAAUUCAGUAAUGUAUUUUCAAUUCCCAAGGGUGGAAUGAUGUGAUUUCGACCGGCAAUUUUUAUGUGGCCAUUUCUCAUCGUUGUGAUUUUAAAAAUGUAUCUGCAUGUUUUGACACUUUAAUAGUAUACAAAUAAUGAAUGUUUAUGAGUGCAAUGGUAAGAAUAUUUUCAUGAGGUGAAAGAUAGAAUGUUCCAUUCAACGAGGCGACAGCCGAGUUGAAUGGAACAUUCCAUCUUUCACCGAAUGAAAAUAUUUUUACCAUUGCACGAAUAAAAACAUUCAUUAUUCGUUUUAUAUAAUACCAAAAUAGACUAAUAUUAAAAGGUUUACUGUAAGCUCCCGCCAUUUUGACGAGUCGUAUUUGCAUUAAAUCCCAUUUACUGAGUUUCGAUCGAAUAUCGGGUUAAAACAAACUGCGAUCAACGUACGAGAACCAUUUUGACGGAUGUGAUUUAUCGAAAACACAAAGAGUGCAAUGGAAUAAAACGUAUAUAUAGUACAAUUGCACUCGCAAGAGUGCAAUGGAACGUAUUCCAUUGCACUCUUGGGAAAUGGAAUUUUCUAUUGAAUUUCAGACAGGAACCAGAAACGACGUAGUUUUGGACCCAUAUUGAUCGCUUACUCUCAAGAUAAAAAAUUAGUGUGACACCUCUCCGGACGUAACAUGCAUAUCCUCAAUGACUCAAGAUGGCGAACAACUCACUUUUUUCAGUCGAAAUAUUUUGAAAACUAAGCAAGAUAUAAACAAUCUGCAAUAGGAGUUUAAUAGUUUGAUUAAGGGUUCUUUCAAAUGAACUAAACUAAUUUUUAUUGCCAAUGUCCUUAAUCCCCGAGCCGACGGCGCGAAGCGCCGUGCGAGGGUACUAAUUCCCCCCGGCUAUUUACACCCGGAGAAACGAAAGCAUUAGCGGAGUCUAAAGUUCAUCAAAUAUCGCGGGCGUGGGUGACCAACGAUGGGUGGUCAUCCUCACUGAUCUCAAAAAUAUGGCGGACUGUCAUAAAUAGCGGACACUGAUUGGUCCAAUUUAAAUUUUGCAUUAUAACGACUGGCACGAAUGUAUCACGACAGCGAAAUAGCAAACAUUUCUUGAUUUGAUGAUUGAUAAAUUUCUUGCAAAUAUAUUUCAUUUUUACUCGCAUUUUUGCAAGAUUUUGUAAAUUUCAAAAGCUCUCUCAAAAUGAAACUGCGAAAGAAUCGUCUAAAAGAAGGGAGCCGACGUUAACGAAGGUAAGUUUGUUUUAAAUAUUGAUUUUAUAAUGGCUUUAAAACCCGACGGCCUUUGCGUAUAUGAAACAACUAAACAAACAGCAUAUAAUUUUAGUGUAUCUUUAAUAUUGAUUCCCUUUUUUAUGAUAUUGAAUUUCUAAAUAAAAAAGAAAGCACUGAGUUAUUUGCAAGCCAGAAUUUGAAAUCAUUUUAUUGCUAUAGCUAACUCAAAGUUUAUCGAUAAAGCCAUUUUAAAAGGCAGUUUAGUUUUAUAAAGAACACUAGUGACUUAAAACGUUUUGCGAAGCGUUUGUGGUUGAAUUUUACCUUAAAUUGAGGCUUAUAUUACGUAUAAAAACAUACCUAACAUAUAUUUAUGUUGGGAAAUUAAUAAUUUUGUAAUUUUUGCAAGCCAGAAUUUGAAAUCAUUUUAUUGCUAACUCAAAGUUUAUCGAUAAAGCCAUUUUAAAAGGCAGUUUAGUUUUAUAAUGAACACUAGUGACUUUAAAACGUUUUGCGAAGCGUUUGUGGUUGAAUUUUACCUUAAAUUGAGGCUUAUAUUACGUAUAAAAACAUACCUAACAUAUAUUUAUGUUGGGAAAUUAAUAAUUUUGUAAUUAAAAGUGAUAUUUUUAGGCGAUUUUUCAUUUGUAAGAAUAUUCUUAAAAAAUUAUCGUGUUACCAUGACAACUAUUUUAGAACUUCAUGUUCGGAAAAUACAAUGGUUUUGUCAGCAAAGGCGAGGGUUUCUGCAUGCAUGUAUUUUCUAGUUAUAUAUAUAUAUAUAUAUAUAUAUAUAUAUAUAUAUAUAUAUAUAUAUAUAUAUAUAUAUAUAUAUAUAUAUAUAUAUAUAUAUAUAUUUGAAAGACAUAAACAAAGACAAUUUACUCAAUAAAAGAAGCGAAAUUUUCGGCAAAUGUCGUCACAAAAAUCGGUUUCGAGUAAACAAGGUCGUUAACAAAACCUAAUGACCCAAGCAUGCAUUGUUUCACCUAAGCAUUGUUUCUGCACCUAAGCAUUGUUUCGCCUACACGCAUUCCGCACAUUCUUUCGAUAGCAUAAAAGUAACCUACGAUUUCGAAAUUAUUCACCACCUGAUGAUUCCUAUACGGAUGAAACAGACCGUUGUGGUUUUUUGAGGUAAAACGAAAAACUAUAUGACGCUCUAUCUAUAUUAUAUAUAUAUAUAUAUAUAUAUAUAUAUAUAUAUAUAUAUAUAUAUAUAUAUAUAUAUAUAUAUAUAUAUAUAUAUAUAUAUAUAUAUAUAUAUAUAUACAGGGUGUAUAAAAAAAAACUGAACAGAUUUGAAAUUGUUCUCAAUUUCGCAAAACACCUAUUUGUAUCUGGUUUUUUAUAUAUAUAGCGUCUUUGGGUACUUAUAAUGUAAAAUAAUGAAAAAAAAUUACCGAACUCAAAUUCUGUGAACCAGGGGGGGGGGUGUCUUUCCCAACAAACUAAAAAUGGCUUGCGCACAAAAUUUAAAAGCUGUAAUCAUAUUUUGAGUUAAUAGAUUGAAAAUUUGUCGGGUUUUUAAUUACUGUACAAAAUUUCAGACAAUUUGGUUUAAUUUAAGCCCUUUAACUAUUCAUUUUGUUCUAAAAAGUCAGCCUUUCGCAUGCUUAAUUAAUGCCUUUACCUAAUUUGCAUAUUGCUCACAUAUGCAAAUUAGGCAAAUGCAUUAAUUAAGCAUGCAAAUAGCUGAUUUUUCGGGAAAAUUGUAACUUUGCGUGAAUUGUUAAGGGGGCUUAAACUAAAUGAAAUUGUCUGAAAUGUUGUACAGUAAUUAAAAUCCUGACAAAUUUUCCAUCUGUUAACUCAAAAUAUGAUUGCAGCUUUUAAAUUUUGUGCGCGAGCCAUUUUUAGUUUGUUGGAAAAGACACACCCCCUGGUUCACAAAAUUUGAGUUCGAGAAUUUUUUCUCAUUAUUCUACAUUAUAAGUACCCAAAGAGGCUAUAUAUAUAUAUAUAUAUAUAUAUAUAUAUAUAUAUAUAUAUAUAUAUAUAUAUAUAUAUAUAUAUAUAUAUAUAUAUAUAUAUAUAUAUAUAUAUAUCUAUAUAUCUAUAUAUCUAUAUAUAUAUACCGGGUGGCCCAAAAAAAAGUACUCCUGUUUGAUUCGUAAUAACUUCUAAACAAGUACAGCUUUUAAAGAGAAAUAACUUACAUUAAAUAGAGGAAAGACUAACUUAGAUUUUGAUAUAUUACAGGUCUAUUUUACUUAAAAAUUCACGGAGAUAUUAAUGUUCAAAAUCGGGAGCAUACUUUGGGAUGUGUCUAAAAUUAGCGAAAAUCGGCAUAUCAAAUAUUAACUCCAGCGUUUGUUUGCUUAAUGACAUAUCAGGCUAACUUGUAUUUCAACGAAUUAUCGUUAGGGUUUGUAAGGGAUAUAUAUGGCGUAGAUUUAGACAUCUUGCAUGUAAGUCUUAGCUCAUUGUUUCCUGAAAUAUGAACGUUCGGAAUUAUGCAAGUAUUUAAUUUUAGGUCUUUACAAACUUAAAAGUACAUGAAAGACUGACCAUGCAUGCAUGGAAGGCAGGCGCUUAAAUAUUUCUUAAAUAGCCUAAUUUUUUUAUGUUUUUAAUGGGUUCAAAAAGACUGAGUUGAUUAUUUCUCGGUUAGAGCAGGAUGAAUAUUAUUCUAUAUUGAAGGAAAUAAUAUUGCUUUUUGCAAAUACACAGCACCGUAUCAACGCUACUAUUUUGUUACGUUUUGUUCCAAAAAUGUUGCAUGUCUCUGGGGAGUUGCUUAAUUGUUAUGUCUUAUGGAGUUAUAUGGUUUGAUUGUGUUUCAUAUAAUUCUCAGUUUACUCCGAACUUGCCGAGAUUAAGAAAUUAGGCAAAAGAGUUUGGGUGUUCUUAACAAGAUUUCAGAACGUUGCACAAGUUAGAAGAGCUUCACAAUUCCAUUGUGACAGCAUGCCCUAAUUCAGAACUACGAACGAUCCAUGACGAUCCUUCGCGAUGCAGUGGUCUCAUAAAAUAAGGAAACGUAUUCGUACUAAAAACACACGCGAAUUUCGGACGAAUAAAUAUUGCUUGUAUUUUGUAGAUAUAAUAAUACUUUGUUUCAUAAUAUAAUAAACAAUUUGUCCAGUGUCAUUUAUUUACUGGUAAUAGUGCAUGUUUCAGUCGAGCAAAUCUUGAUUAAUAUUUGAUACGCUGUUUUUUGCAUAUUUCAGACACAUCCAGAAAUAUGCUCCCGAUUUUAAAGAUUAAUAUCUCCGUGAAUUUUUAAGUGAAAUACAACUGUAAUAUAUCAAAAUCUAAGUUAGUCCUACCUCUAUUUAAUGCAAGUUAUUUCUCGUUAAAAGCUGUACUUGUUUAGAAGUUAUUACGAAUCAAACAGGAGUACUUUUUUUUGGGACACCCGGUAUGUAUAUAUAUAUAUAUAUAUAUAUAUAUAUAUAUAUAUAUAUAUAUAUAUAUAUAUAUAUAUAUAUAUAUAUAUAUAUAUAUAUAUAUAUAUAUAUAUAUAUAUAUAUUAAGAUGAAAAUGUUCUAGGGUGUGUAUUAUAUAAUUUCCAUACCCAGCGCAAGCAGGAAGAUGUUGUCUGCCGCGGCUGGGUCUUCAACCCGCGACCUUCGAAUUACUAGAUCGACGCUCUACCAACUGAGCUACACGGUCAGACGGAUUUAAGACUGGAAAUUAUGAAAUAUAUACUGAAUUUCAUAAACAUACUCGUUUAUAUUAAUUCAGCAUCGAACAAUACUAGUUCUGCAAGUGUUAUGUUAAUUGUGUUAUUGUCUUAAAUCCGUCUGACCGUGUAGCUCCGUGGUAGAGCGUCGAUCUAGUAAUUCGAAGGUCGCGGGUUCAAGACCCAGCCGCGGCAGACAGCAUCUUUCUGCUUGCGCUGGGUAUGGAAAUUAUAUAAUACACACUCUAGAACAUUUUCACAUUACUAUAUAUCUGUGCCUACAUGCGGAUAUUAUUUUGUUUCCUGAGUUCAAUGAGCUUAAUUUGGGAUGUUAAAUUAUAAUAAACUUUUCGUGCAGGCAUAAUUUUCAACGUUUUGUUUUUUUCAAGCAAAUAUAGCAAUGUGAAUUAGGUAUGCAAAUUAGUAUUUUGUCGCGGAAGAGACCAUGCUUUGUAUGCAGUGUGUUUUGUUGUGGUGUUAAAUAAACUGUCGAAGACAAUUGUAUUCUGGCGCAUGGUAUCCUCAAAAUGCUGGAAAUACCAUUUCAGACUCAAAUUUUCAAGGAGCAUGCCCCCGCGAAACGUUUUUGCACGUACGAACUUAUCCCCCCUGUCGCUGUCCUUAGCUCUUUGUCGGGGAAUUCCAGGCGCUACCACUGUGUUUAGGUAUUCUUGGGUUCCAUAUGAUGUCACGUGGGGUUCAAGGGUUGUUUCAAAGGACGGCUUUAUAUUUUUGUAUUGUCUCUUAUUGGAUUUUUAGUUAUAACAGUCGGAGAACUUAUUUUACUGCAAUGGCUGUCAACACAUCUUAUGUUUCGUAUUUGUUGACCUCAGGUUCAAUUAUUGCCCCCCACGUGAUUCAAAGCAUGCUAAAACAUCACGUGAUUGAAACCGAAGAAUUGGAAAGCGUUUAUGUUCUUCCUUCAUGAUCUUUCAAAGCAGUGUCUUUGUAUUGUGAUCCUAUUAUCUCACCGUAUACCAUGAGUUUAUGACCCAUUUACACUUGCAACUUUUGCUGCGAUUUUAGGUCCGAUUUUCUUCUUCUGAUGGAUGUGAACGAGUGAAUGGUUUAUAAAUGCAGAGAAAAUUGCAAGUGUAAACGGGCUUUAACAGUCCCAGCUACACUGCAGACAACCAAUAAAUUUGUUAUCCCAGAUUCAAAUUGAAUCUAGUAUAUAACCAAUUCCUUAAUUGGUUGGUUUAACUAAUUUGUUUUUACACCGGCCCUUUUAUUUUGUGUAAGAGAAGCAUUUUCCGAUGAUUGAGUACACUCGAGCUACUGCAUCCAGAAACAGUAAUUAUAUUCCAGUUAUCGAGAAAAGAUCGAUCAACAAAAGCGCUUUUUAUAUAUUUUUUUGUUUUAGGAAACGCUGUAGAGGAUGAUCGCCGCGACCUUUUGAAAGAAUUGACAACCAUUUCUGCAAUAAGUUCUCAUGAAAAUAUUGUCAACUUAAUUGGUGCCUGUACCAGUGAAGAUGGUAGGUAAUAAUAACUUCUUAUUAACCGAGCGCAAGUUCUUUACGAAAAAUAUCGGAGGUCUUUUUUGUACAGACCGAGCCCGUAGGGCGAGGUUUGUACAAAAAGACCGAGGUCCAAUAUUUCUUUGUAACGACCGAGCAAGUGAGGUUAAUAAAAAGUUUAUUAUAUGACAUUUAUAGGCAUUUGUAGUCGAAACAAAUAAGAAAUGCAUAUUUGAAAUGCAUAUUAGUAGCGUGGUACACAUUUGAUCAAAGAAAACAAAAAAAUACCAAUGUAUUCCUUCCUUUCCACGUAACAAAUUAAAUUUUCAAAUUUUCAAUUUGUUUUGCUGUUUUGUUUUAAAAUGCAUGCGUUUGUUUUUAUGUAAUGGACCGCCGGUCCAUUACGGGAAAAUAAUGGACCGCUGAAAGUGCUUCUCAGCCAAUCACAGUCCGCCAUUUCACCGGAAGUGAUGCUUGCCAUAUAAUAAUUACUACUAAUCCUCUCGUUUAAACGUCAUACAGAAUAAUUAACAAUUAUAGACAACGAAACCGAGUUGUCUACGUGAGCGAAUAGUCAACGAGACGGAGCCGAGUCGACUAUUCACUCAAAGACAACGAAGCUGAGUUGUCUAAUUGUUUCAGUAUAAACCACAUAAAGAAAACUGAAUGUGUAAAAUAAUAACUUUUUAACGAAAUGAGCGUUGAAAUGGCUUCCUUUGGCGACAUUUCGCUUUGGCCUUGUUGACAACUACUCAAUGUUGCGAACUCCCAAGAAUGACUUGAAAAAUAAUACUUGUGAGUUUUAAAAAACUUAAAAAACAUGUCGUAAAAGUACUAAAACAAUAUAAUAGUAAGGGUCGUUAUACAAGCAAAGCUUGGCUGACAAGGUUUAAAAAGUCCAAAAUUUAGAACACAAAAUGGCUUUCCGAAUUGUUACUAAAUAAAGUUUACGUUAAAAAGCCGAAUAAAAGUGCACACAAAAGAAUCCGAAUGUCGUUAAAAUCUUUAAAAUAUCUGGAAAAAUAAAUAGGCGAACUAUUUCCAUCAUCUAGUAUACGUAAACAAAAGUUUAGAUUAAAAUUUAAUCGAAGGCUCAAAAAAAGGAGAAAAACAAACUCAGCCAAAACUCGACAUUUAAAACUAAAAACUCUUUAAUUAAAAUGAUAGCUAAAUACAUGAUCGAUGCUACAUAAAACAAGCACCAGGGUCGUAGUGACCGGGAGGUGUGGGGGAGGGGGUGCAACACCCUCCCUAAUAAUUGCUCAUGAGCAAUUUCAGGUAGAUUCCCAGUAGAUUUUCUGGGAAAUUCAGUUAGAUUUCCAGUAGAUUUUUAGGUAAAUUCAGGUAAUUCUCAGGGAAUAAGAAAGUAAAUUAUUGGGAGAAAUAACUAUAUCUGUGGAAAAAUUUGUUUUUAUUUUCGUAAAAAUGGGAAAAAUGUUUGUAUUUUCGGAAAAAUUAUGGUACGUCGGGAAAAAUUUUUGUAUGUUCGCGAAAAUCACGAUGUGUUCGGAAAAUGUUUUGGUAUGUCCGGAAAAAAUUUUUCGACGUCCCCGCACCCCGCUCGCCAACAUGCGUCCCUCUCGGCAUGCAUGCGUCCCAAAAUCAGGUAGAAACGUUAAGUUGGAUAAAUUCAGGUAAAUCUAACCUCACCCCCCCCCCCCUUCCCCAAAGGCUAAGUCCUCGCAACGAUUCUGACAAGCACACACUAAAACGGUUGAGAAAAUAGGGGUAAGUAUAGCUACAAACUAUUGUUGAAUUUAAACGAUUCUGCUUGGAAUAUUAUUAAACAAACAUUUUAAAAAUCGACUGUCACUUUCAUGUUCAAAACUAUAUAUGAGCAAAAUUUUGAUAACUUUGAAAUUUUACCGUUCUGAUAAGCUUUUUUUCCUUUAAAUGCAGCUUUUAAUACUUAGAAACGGCCAUCAACAUUGUUUAUACUAGUAGGCUAUCACUAAUAUGAAUAGCCUACAAGUAGCGUAGCCAAUCAGAUCGCACGAUACAUGAUAGCCUACUAGUAGGUUUACACUAAAUCUUAUUAUUAUAUACACAAGGUCUGGAUAUGAGGUAUUCUGCAAUCUGAUUGGUUCUCUACUAGCAGGAUAUUAGCUCAUAUCCUGCUAGUAGAGAAAAACAAAAUGGCGGUUCAAACUGAAUUUCUGACGUUUUGCGAACGAGAAAAAGACAAGUUGUUCGCUUUUUAUAGCCUUUACAGGAUUAAAAACACAAUGAAAAAACUCCCACAAAUUGUUUUGAAUUUUUUAAAAAUUGAAAAUGGUUAAAUUGAAAAAAAUAAUCGGACGAAAGAGCGAAGGUAAAAACAUAAACAAAAUAGAAAAAUGUUGAAAAUAUUCGAAAAGCAAAGUCUGUGAAUUCAGACCUUGUGUAUAUCAUAAAACAGUUAUUUCACUCACUCUCGUCGAAUAUGAGCGAUAGCCAAUUCGGCGCUACGCGCCUUUUCGGCUAUCAGCUCAUAUUUGACUCGAGUUCGUAGAAUAACUGUUAAUUAUCCAAGAUACUUGUUUGCACGCCCAUUGCUAUCACUGCAUGUCAUGAUGUAAACAAGUGGAAUACAACGAAGGUAAGUAAUUGCAAGCGGUUAAAUGGACCUUUCCCCUUAUAACUAAAAUUUUGAUCUAGACAAAAAUUUCAUCACAGCUUGAAAGAGCAUCACAAAAUUAGUAAUAUUCCAAAGUUUCGUUGCGAAUAAUAUAAAAUGCAGAUAAACUUCGUUUGUCUGUUUUAGUCAUUUUGUAUUACGCAUGGGAAAUUGACAGCCCAAUCGGGUGUUGGGGCAUCAAUUUCCCGUUUGUAAUACAAAAUUACUGAAAAUUGCGAAAUUUCGCAGGGCUAUAUUAUCCGCAUUUUACAACAUUUCGCAACGAAACUUCGGAAUAUUACUAAUUUUGUGAUGCUCUUUCAAGCUGUGAUGAAAUUUUUGUCUAGAUCAAAAUUUUAGUUAUAAGGAGAAAGGUCUAUUGCAUUCACAGCAACACAUAUAAUCCAUUUGUUCUAAGGACAUGGAAUAUAAAAUGCAGUCGUGUUUCUUUCACAACCUUUUUCAAAUUUUAUAGGUCCUGUGCUGUUAGUGCUCGAGUUGUGCUCUCGUGGUACUCUCGAGAAUAGUCUUCGAGAGAAGGAGAAAAAUGAGCAGUUGUUUCUGAAGAAGACUAAGCUAACUUUGGCGAAUGAAAUUGCCGAAGGAAUGAGACAUCUUGCGGACUCAAGGGUAAGAAGCUGUUGCAGACUUUUAAUGCUUGAUCGUUGUAUAUUUGUUGAACCCAGAUUUUAAAUAUUAUCGUGGACGAUAAUGUAUCGAGUCUAUAAUAUGUCUGUUGAAAUUAAAAGCUCAAAACUACAAAACUGACAAAGACUAUGCUUGGAAUGAAUUAAUUAUAUGCUUGGAAUGUGUAAAAUGUUUAAAAUAACCUCGUAGUACGAACAUUAAAAUAACUCGUGUAUAUAUGGUUUUAAUACUUCAGUUCUAAUUUCUUCAUUUUAAGAUUGUUCAUCGGGAUCUAGCGGCAAGGAAUAUUCUUCUGACCGAAGAUUUUAUGCCAAAAAUUUCUAAUUUUGGUCUUUCUCGUGACAUUUAUGAGCGUGGUUCGUACCACAAGCUUACGCCGGCGGUAA
Molecule: messenger RNA, 10546 nt
Organism: Paramuricea clavata
Lineage: Eukaryota; Metazoa; Cnidaria; Anthozoa; Malacalcyonacea; Plexauridae
Source: the annotation of a GenBank genome assembly